Molecule: messenger RNA, 1853 nt
Organism: Olea europaea var. sylvestris
Lineage: Eukaryota; Viridiplantae; Streptophyta; Magnoliopsida; Lamiales; Oleaceae
Product: acidic leucine-rich nuclear phosphoprotein 32-related protein-like
Exons: 2
Coding region: 273-1565 (430 amino acids)
Cellular component (GO): nucleus
Molecular function (GO): histone binding
Source: RefSeq, a predicted model, not a curated record
ACUCAACCCUAACUCGGACUCGACUCACCCGUCGCCUCCAGGCUCCAUAUUAUCUACACAGAGCGCACAGAAAGUUCUAGAGAGAUAAAACUCUAGAGAGAGAAAAUUAAUUUUUCUAGUGUCAUAACUUUUAAACUUUCCCCCAGAAAAAUCCAAAAAGAAAAAUUAUCACUUGCAAGUUAUCCGUAGAUUUUUUUAUUUUUUUUUAUUUGUGUAAAUUCAAAAGAUAAAUUAUAAGUAUAUGCAUAUAUAGCAAAGGACUUGGUGGUUUAAUGGGUGAGAUCUGGGAAAGAGCAGUGGAGACUGCAUUAGACGGCGAAAAUGACGUCGCGUCUGUCCGAACGUUAACCCUUGACGGCGCAGCGAAGUGCGUUCAUGGCCGGUUACCGCCGCCGUCAAUUUUCGAGAAGUUUAGUAACCUCCAGCAUCUGUCUAUAGCGAAUAUUGGCCUUUCGUCUCUUGAGCAGUUUCCUCGGCUUCGGAAUUUGCAGAAGUUGGUGCUAUCGGAUAAUCGGAUUUCUGGAGGCCUUGAAUUUCUUGUUGAGGCGGGUUUAGAAUUUCUUCUUGAUCUUGAUUUGUCGAAUAACAGGAUUUCGGAUGUUAAUGAUUUGAGACCCUUGGCGCAGCUGAGGUUAAUGUCACUGGAUCUUUAUGAGUGUCCGGUUACGCGGGUUAAGGACUAUAGAUCGCGGGCUUUUGAGUUGAUAGGGUCUUUGAAAUACUUGGAUAACAUGGAUGCAGAGGGGAAUGAGAGGCCUGAGUCGGAUGAUGAUGAGGAGGACUCAGAUGACGACGAAGAAGAUGAUGCUGGGAGUGGGGAAAUUGAAGGGGGGAAUCGGUCGUUUAGCUUAAGUAAUGAAUAUCUAACUAGGAAUGAUGGUGUUAUUGAUGUUGAUGAGGACGAGGAGAGUGAUGCCGAUGAGGAGGUAACAGAGACUUCUAGAGGGAUUAAUGGAUUAAGUGGUGCAAGCAAUUCCCAUCAGCUCUCGAAUGGGUUUAGGUUGGAGGAUGAGGGUGAUGACAGUGAGGAAGCUGAUGAUGAGUCGGUGGAAGAGAUAUAUGAAGAAGAUGAGGGUGAGGACGAUGAUGUUGUGGAGGUCCACGAGAUAGAUGACAGUAGUGGCAAGGAGGAUGGGGUGGCGGAAGAUGAAGAAGAUGACGAAGAGUUGGAUAAUGAUGAUGGUGAUUUUGAGGAGCCUGCUAGUAACGGUAGGUUGAUAGGCGUGGAAGGAGAGAUUGAUGGGCAUGAGCAGGGUGAAGAGGAUAACGGAGAGAUGGGAGGGGAAGAUCUGGAUGAUGAGGAGGAUGGAGACUUUGCGGAUGACGAUGAGGAAGAAGAUUAUGGUGCAGGGUACCUUAUUCAAAGAGUUGGACAAAUACAGGUAGAUGCUGAUGAUAGUCAUUUGGACCAAGGAAAUGAAGGUACUGAUAAGGAAGAAGAUAUCAGCGACGAAGAUGACCAAGAUGGUUCUGUCCAGGAGCUUCCAACAUCUUCUCGAAAGAGAAAUAGAGACGAAGAUAUUGAUAAUGGAGAGGAUGAAGAGGAGAAGAAGAAGCACAAGUAAUUAUGGGUAUGGUUGGUUUUGUUUAUUCCUAAGUAAAUGGUGGGAACUUGAAAUUUGCAGUCUGGUAUUAUAAACUGUUGGGUGUUUAAUUGACAAUAUUUGGAGGGAAACUGUGAAUAUGGACCUUAUUGUACUCUGUUAUAUGUUCAAAAAGUAGUUUGUUUGGAGUAGCCGUUGGUUGCUUUGUGAUAAUUUAUUCAAAUGUGAGUUAUGAGUGAGUUCAACUCGCUGUGUAACUCAGUUGCAUUGAAAGGAAACGAAAGAAAAGCCCUUAUUUCUUGUUUGCAA